AUGAUGACAUUGCCAAACGACGAACCAACGAUUUCGCCCGACGAUGCUGCCACUGCGGCAGCAGUGGCAGCAGCCAGCACUGCAGCGGCAGCGGUAGCAGCGAUUCCCCAAUUGAAGGACGAUGACCACCUGCUUCACCACCAGUUUGUGCAGCAGCACCACCACCAACUUCAGGAACAGCAUGCACAUCAACAACAUGCGCUUCAGCAACACCAUCAGCACCAUCAACACCAUCAACAUCCCCACGAACAUGAUCACGACCAGUUGAACUCGCAGCUCAACCACCAGUUGCAACAGCAUAACUUGGCACACCACCAGUUGAACCACACGCCACACCAUCAUCUUGAGAUGUUGGCACAGGCCAACGAGGAAGAUUUUCUCGACUCUACCAACAGGAAGGUGGCGCCAAGGUCGAGCGAUUUGUUCAAGGUGGGUCCGCAGUUCAGCGAAACCAGGCACCACCAAGACAUUUACUGUAAGAGAAAUGAUAUGGACGUGAAUCCUAUUUUAGAAGCCAGAAUUGAUAGAGGGUUCGAGGUGGGUGAAAAUGGUACUUGGAUUGGUUACAAGAGAAACUAUUUCACCUUGGUAGCUUCGUUUUCGUUAGAAAACUUCAACUUUGAUCGUUUUAUUCAGAAUAAGUUUUACACGUACGAGAAAUCGUCCAAGAAUGGCGAGUCGGUUGGCGAAAAUAAAGUUGAAAUCAGCUAUUUUGCAAUUAGAUUGGUUGCCAAAUGCUCUGACGACGAUGUGGCUAUCAGCCUUGUUCAGCACACCGCCAAGAGAGACAAGGGUCCUCAAUUCCCUCCGCCAAUCUACCCAGCUGUUCCUGGCGACUUGCCUGACCACGAAACAGUCAGGGCCUCGUGUAACAAGCGUAACGGUAAUAAGAUUGAAAAUAUGAAUAAGGUUUUCUACUUUGAUAGAGCCGAGUAUUAUCACAAUACCAAUUUGGACACUUUGAAAGAUGACUCCGUUUUGAAGAACUACCCAAGUGAUUCUAUUGCCAGAGUGGCCAGAUUCGAAAGAAUCCAGUUUACCUCUUCUAUCAGAUUGAAAUCUACUUCGGUCAAUUCAAGAUACUUCACCUUACAUGUCGAGUUACUCGGAAUCAUCGAGAACGAAGAUUGUCAAAUCCAACCAAUAUUAUUGUCGUCUAUUGAAACACCUCCUUUGAUUAUCAGAGGAAGAUCUCCAUCAAACUAUCACAAGGAUAGAACUUCGGGUUACAGAGGUCAUAUUUAA
Debaryomyces hansenii CBS767 is the source of this 1245-nucleotide messenger RNA. RefSeq names its product transcription factor (gene NDT80). Lineage: Eukaryota; Fungi; Ascomycota; Pichiomycetes; Serinales; Debaryomycetaceae. Gene Ontology annotation, cellular component: nuclear chromosome. The transcript has a single exon. Gene Ontology annotation, biological process: positive regulation of transcription by RNA polymerase II; meiotic cell cycle. The record is from RefSeq and is a predicted model, not a curated record. Gene Ontology annotation, molecular function: DNA-binding transcription factor activity; DNA binding. The coding region runs from base 1 to 1245 and encodes 414 amino acids.